AUGCCCAAGGUAUGUCCUGUGUUACGUUCCUGAGCUGUAUCCAGUAGAUACUUCCCCCCGCACUCACUUAGCCUUUCGAUUACCCUGACGAGCUAUUUAUAUGUGUGCACCCCUGCCUCGCCUUAUUUCAACCUCACCUCGUUGGCGCUGAGUUCCUGAUUUCCCACCCCAUAAAAAAGACAGCCCCAGUUCUUCCUAAAUUAUCUCUUAUCUCGAGGAUACACAACUCCCGUGCUGUGUUUUGGCUGGUCAACAGGUAUGAUUCCAUCUGACCUCCUCUUUAAGCUAGCCGAAGGCUAAGCUUUCUAAACAGACUAGCUAUUUGAAUCCUUCAAACACGCCCAACACCUCGUCUCACAAAACUCACAUAUCCACACUACCAGCAACAGAGUCUACCUCCCCAGGCCGUUCGAACACCCUCGGACAAUAAACACCCCCGGGCCAGAACUCCUUCUAUCGCCCACUACCCAAGGAGAAGCUUGCCCAGGCCUCGCCGAAGCCAUCAGCAACAUAACAGCCACCCGGGGCAUGUCGGGCGAAACUUACAUCCCAGGCGGGUCAGUCGGUGAAUAUGCUCAAUACAGCUAUCCAGGCUAUGAUUUCCGCCCCACCGAUCCCCGAGUCGAGCGUAUGCUAGAAGACUUCGAAAGAUCCGAAAUCGAGGAGUGGGAGUUCUACACGAUGCAGUUCUACGAAAUAUUCGGGAGUCGGUGUAAUCAGCUCGAUGCAGAGAACGAGCUGUACGAUAGGUUGGUGAGCGAUGCGAUAAUGUUUCAGAUAGACGGAGGGUUCCAAGGGAGGCCACUGGGCGAGGCGCUGUUGGAGGAUCUGGAGAGGUACGAGGAGGAGGAGGAGGCGUUUUGGAUGAUGAGGGGGAUCGCACAGACGUAUGGAUUGUGGGAUGAAGAGUAUUUCCAGACGUGGCGGCGAGGCCCAUGGUGGAAGAGUACAUGCCACUCGGGGUGUGAGGAGAUAGAAGCGAACGCCACCUUUCAGCCGGUGCACCCGAGAGAUAUCGAACUGUUUGAGAAGGUGCUCUGGUGGAAAAUGCGUGAGCACUACGAGGACGGGACACCCUGGCAAGAGCUCUUCGGAUGCCCAAAUCAGUGCAUCGAGCCCCAGAAACCCACUCAUGAGGAUAUGAACCCAGCCAUGUCCGAAGGCAUGGAGCACUUGGUAAAUUACCCCCAACCUUCAUUUUACAUAACGCGCCAAAACUCUCCUAACUUUGUCAGGACCCCGAUGACGACGACCCAGCCAGUUCAAGAAGUGAAUGCAGCCAAAACAGCGUCUACCAGGACUUGCCGGAGGAGGAUCCCGACUGGGUCAAACUGGAUGAAAGGGAGCAUAUAGCUCUACCACCAUCGCCUAGUCCUGUAGUAGAGACUUACUUUAUCGAAAUACCCAAGAUUCUUGAGCCUGGGAUUGGGAAAGAUGAGUCCUGGGCACUGAUCGUAUCUUCAUAGUGGAAAAGGUUCUGCGGCCGGGGGGGGAGGGGUUAGACAUAACAAGGCAAUGAGUGGAGCUACCGGAUUUAUGUCACAGCGGGGGGCAAAAAUACACUCAUGCCCAGUUUUCGCCAUUCCAACCCUAUCGUAUUUUCGCCCCCCGCUGAAGCAUGAGACGCACGUAGACUUUCUUUUUUUCCUUGCAGUCUUUUGCUUCCUUACACCUACCGAGAAAGGGACAGGAAAUUGUUUAGACUAUAGUAUUAUGGGAUAAAUGUUACCGACGUUUCCUU
This is a messenger RNA of Tuber aestivum (summer truffle), 1741 nucleotides long. The record is from the annotation of a GenBank genome assembly. Lineage: Eukaryota; Fungi; Ascomycota; Pezizomycetes; Pezizales; Tuberaceae.